This is a messenger RNA of Brassica napus (rape), 522 nucleotides long. Its product is annotated as heavy metal-associated isoprenylated plant protein 41-like. Lineage: Eukaryota; Viridiplantae; Streptophyta; Magnoliopsida; Brassicales; Brassicaceae. Gene Ontology annotation, cellular component: cytoplasm. Bases 1 to 522 code for a protein of 173 amino acids. Gene Ontology annotation, molecular function: rRNA (uridine-N3-)-methyltransferase activity. The transcript is spliced from 2 exons. Gene Ontology annotation, biological process: rRNA base methylation. The record is from RefSeq and is a predicted model, not a curated record.
AUGGCCACCUCGAGAGAGCUCUCCUCGAAGCUUAUCAGAGAUUAUGAUGAUGAUGAAGAAGUAUGGCUGACACACUAUUCAUCGAACCAUCAGAUACUUCUCGUGGGCGAAGGAGACUUCUCAUUCUCCUGCAGCUUAGCUUCCCGCUUCCGCUCUGCUUCCAAUAUCUGCGCUUCCUCCCUCGAUUCAUACGGUGAACUUGAUAUUGUUUUCUCCCGUGAAGUUUCUAUGACAAAGAGUUUAGUUAGGGUUUUGAUCUCACUUCCACCUUAUGCUUCAAAUGACAAGAAUCCAAAUUCAUUUGAAGAGUUGAAAGUUUAUGAUGUGGUUAGAAAGUACAGCAAGGCAAGAUCAAACCUUGCUACUCUCAAGAGACUUGGAGCUUCCCUCUUACAUGGUGUUGAUGCAACCAAACUCCACCUACACCCUCAUCUUAACUCCAGAAGAUUUGACCGUAUCAUCUUCAACUUCCCUCACGCCGGCUUCCACGGCAAAGAGACUGAUUCAAGACUUAUACAGUAA